UGCUGGAGGGGCGCGCAUGCGUGCAGCUCGCUGGAGGCGGUAGCUUCUUCGGCGUCGCGACUGAACGCUGAGUGCUAGACUGUGUGGGGCGCAAAUGGGAUCCGGCUGUUAGUCGGUAGGCAUAGCUUUGUGUAUUUCUUGGAAAAUUUCGCACCACUUGUGAAUUCCUUGAGCCUGGGCAUUGCAAACCCACUUCUGUUGGGCCCAUCUCCUUUGCACUUUGCUCAGAUUAAGACUCAGUUGGCGCUUCAGCAGCUGAAUGCCGUUGCCUCACAUGGUUCAACACCACCUUACACUUUAUUAAAUCAGGCAUUCUUGAAAGUAGCCAUGUCGAGACCCAGGUUUAAUCCUCGAGGAAACUUUCCACUUCAAAGGCCACGAGCACCUAACCCUUCUGGGAUGAGGCCUCCAGGACCAUUUAUGAGGCCUGGAUCUAUGGGUCUUCCAAGAUUUUACCCAGCAGGGAGAGCCCGUGGAAUCCCACACAGAUUUGCUGGCCAUGAAUCUUAUCAGAACAUGGGACCACAGAGAAUGAGUGUUCAGGUAACUCAACACCGAACUGAUCCAAGAUUGACCAAAGAAAAGUUGGAUUUUCAUGAAGCACAACAAAAGAAGGGGAAGCCUCAUGGUAGCCGGUGGGAUGAUGAGCCUCAUAUGUCUGCAUCAGUGGGAGUGAAACAGAGUUCUAUCACACAGGUUACAGGGCAGAGUCCUAAAGUACAGAGCCGCUAUACAAAAGAGAGUGCCUCAAGUAUCUUAGCAAGUUUUGGAUUGUCUAAUGAAGAUCUAGAAGAACUUAGUCGCUAUCCUGAUGAACAGCUAACUCCUGAAAAUAUGCCAUUGAUUUUGAGGGAUAUAAGAAUGAGAAAAAUGGGGCGCCGAUUACCGAAUUUACCUUCUCAGAACAGAAAUAAAGAAGCACUUGGUAGUGAAGCAGUUUCAAGUAAUGUGAUUGAUUAUGGGCAUGCAAGCAAAUACGGCUACACAGAAGAUCCACUUGAAGUACGUAUUUAUGAUCCUGAAAUUCCAACCGAUGAGGUCAAGAAUGAAUUUCGGUCACAGCAGAGCAUUUCUGCAUCUGUUCCUACUCCAAAUAUGAUAUGUAAUACUAUGUUUCCUGUUGAAGAAGUGUUUCGCCCAAUGGACUUCCCCAGUGAGUCCUCAAAUAAUCAGUCCUUUUUCCCAGUUGAGAGUGGAACCAAGAUGUCAGGCUUACACAUUUCAGGACAGUCAGUCCUUGAACCUGUAAAAUCCAUCAGCCAAUCCAUUAGCCAAACAGUUAGUCAGACAAUGAGUCAGUCUCUGAUUCCUCCAUCUAUGAACCAACAACCUUUUUCAUCUGAAUUAAUUUCAGCUGUAAACCAGCAAGAGCGGAUCCCACAUAAACCUGUGAUUAAUUCAUCUAAUGUACAUGUUGGAUCGAGAGGAAGUAAAAAGAAUUAUCAAUCAGAGACUGACAUUCCCAUUCAAUCUCCCUUUGGGAUUGUGAAAGCAUCAUGGCUACCAAAGUUUUCACAUGCUGAUGUCCAGAAGAUGAAGAGACUUCCAACUCCUUCUAUGAUGAAUGAUUAUUAUGCAGCAUCUCCAAGAAUAUUUCCACAUUUGUGUUCUCUGUGUAACGUAGAAUGUAGUCAUUUGAAGGAUUGGAUUCAGCAUCAAAACACAUCUACUCAUAUUGAGAGUUGUCGACAGUUGCGUCAACAAUAUCCUGAUUGGAAUCCUGAGAUCCUACCAUCAAGAAGAAAUGAGGGCAAUAGAAAAGAAAAUGAGACUCCAAGAAGACGUUCUCAUUCCCCCAGUCCUAGGCGCUCUAGGAGAUCAAGUUCAAGUCACAGGUUUCAUCGAUCUCGAAGCCCAAUACGCUACCCAUAUAGACCAAGAAGUCGGAGUCCAAGAAUUUGCCAUCGGUUCAUUUCUAGAUACAGAUCUAGAUCCCGAUCCCGUUCGCCAUAUCGAAUUAGAAAUCCAUUUAGAGGUAGUCCAAAAUGCUAUCGAUCAGUCAGCCCUGAAAGGACAUCAAGGAGAUCAGUGAGAUCAUCAGAUAGAAAAAAAGCGUUAGAAGAUGUGGUACAACGAUCUGGACAUGGGGCAGAAUUUAACAAACAGAAGCAUCUUGAAGCCGUUGAUACAGGACACUCCCCAGCACAAAAACCUAAAGUUGUCAGUGGAACAAAGCCACCAGUUAAAUCUAUAAGCUCUACAAAGAGUGACGCAAAUUUAGGAGGACAUUCUGCUCGUAAAUCAAAGAAUCUUGAAGAUGACACCUUACCAGAAUGUAAACAGGUGUCUGGUAAAGCUGUCUCUCUCCAGCGUAAGCUUCGGAAAGAGCAGUCUUUGCAUUAUGGUUCAGUUCUUCUUUUAUCUGAACUACCAGAGGAUGGCUGUACUGAAGAAGAUAUUAGGAAGAUAUUUCAGCCAUUUGGAAAAGUUAAUGAUGUCCUGAUCGUUCCAUAUAGAAAGGAGGCUUACUUGGAAAUGGAAUUUAAAGAAGCAAUUACUGCAGUCAUGAAGUAUACUGAAACAUCACCUCUUGUGAUAAAAGGAAAAAGUGUGAAAAUAAGUGUUCCAGGAAAGAAAAAAGCUCAGAACAAAGAAAUGAAGAAGAAAACUUCAGACUCAAAGAAAUUAGCUGCAUCUGCUUUAAAGAAAGAUGCAGAUGCUUCAAAAACUGUUGAAACUGUUACUUCAGCUUCUGCCAAAACUGGACAAACCAAGACAUCUUCAGUCAAAGUAAACAAAUCUACAGGGAAAUCAGCGGGUUCUGUAAAAUCUGUGGUAACAGUAGCUGCUAAAGUUAAAGCUAUCAAAACAGGAAAAUCUACUGGAAAGAAGUCUUUAGAAGCCAGAAAGGCUGGGAAUAUAAAAAAUAAAGAUUUAAACAAACCUGUAACUGUACCAGCAAAUUCUGAAGUAAAUACCAGUACAGAAGCUAAAGCUGCUGAAAACAGUGCUAAAGAAACUAUUUCAGAAGCUGCUUUGGAAGCCACAGAAAAUGAAGCAGUUAACAAGGAAUCAGAAGAAAUGUGCGUGGUACUUAUUUCUAAUUUGCCUAAUAAAGGCUAUUCUAUAGAAGAAAUUAAUAACUUGACAAAACCAUUUGGUGGUUUAAAGGAUAUUUUGAUUUUAUCAUCUCAUAAAAAGGCAUAUAUAGAAAUAAGUAGAAAAUCUGCAGAUUCUAUGGUAAAGUUUUAUACCUGCUUCCCAAUAUCCAUGGAUGGAAAUCAACUCUCCAUAAGUAUGGCUCCUAAAAACGUGAAUAUAAAAGAUGAGGAAGCCCUGUUUACAACCUUGAUUAAAGAAGAUGACCCAGAGGCAAAUACAGAUAAAAUUUAUAGCCAGUUUGUGCAUCUUGAUAAUUUACCAGAAGAUGGACUUCAGUGUGCACUUUGUGUUGGACUUCAGUUUGGAAAAGUGAAUCACCACAUAUUCAUGAAUAAUAAAAACAAGGCGAUUCUUCAGUUAGAAAGUCCUGAAUCUGCUCAAUCAAUGUACAACUUUCUGAAACAAAAUCCACAAAACAUAGGUGACCAUGUAUUGACUUGCACGUUAUCUCCAAAGAUGGAUUUAUCUGAGGCGAAAAUUGAGAAAGGCCCAGAACCAGAAAAAGAAAGCCCUGACUUGAAAAACAGUCCAGUUGAUGAAAGUGAGGUGCAAACAGCAGCUGAUAGUCCCUCUGUUAAACCUAGUGAGGUUGAAGAAGAAACUACUCCCAAUAUUCAGACAGAAACUUCCAUUCAGCAGGAAGAGCCUUGUGAGGAAGAACCUGAAAAAGCACUGUGUGACUCUGACUUUGCUAUUGAAACACUGGAAAUUGAAACUCAAGGGGAGGAGGUCAACAUAGAAAUUCCUCUUGUGGCAACCACUCCAGCUAGUAUUGAAUUGUUUGUGGAAAAUAUGGAGGAGUCUGCUUUAAAUCAACAGGUGUGUACCACUGACUUUGAGAAGGAAGAGGCAGAAAUUAUGAAACCUGAAACAGAAUUGCCAAUAUCAGAUAGUGUACUUAUAGAAGAAAGGAGUAUCAAAGGAAUUCUAGAAGAUUCUCCAUCUGAAGCAGAAGAUUUCUUUUCUGGAAUCACACAAUCUAUGGUAGAAGCUGUAGCUGAAGUGGACACACAUGAAACUGUUUCAGAAAUAGUGCCAUCUGCUUGUGUUACGACUGUAGCACCAGGAAUUUGCACUGGGGAUGAGAAGAUAGUGAAUAAAAAGAGUAUUUCUGAAAAAAGCGACAUGGAUGAAAAGGAGGACAAUGAAAUUAAUACCAAGGAAACCAGAAUGGAUCUACAGAUAGGAACAGAGAAGACUGAAAAGAAUGAAGCUAAGAUGGUUGCAGAAAAAUUGGAAAAGAUUAUGGUAGCAAUGAAAGAAAAGCCUGCAGAAAAUAUUGUAAUCAAGGCCUGCCCAAAUAAGGAAUUGGGUCAGACCAAUAAGCCCGAUGAAACUGGUAAAACUAGUAUGCUGGCUGUAUCAAAUGUAUCUGGCAAUAAAUCAAAUAUUAAGGCUGCUAUGGUCUCUUCUCCUAAAGCAAAAGCUCCAGCGUCAAAAACUGAAAAUCAGAAAAGUUUUCUAAAAUCUGUGCUCAGAGAUCAAGUAAAUGUUGAAAAGAAACUUUCAGCCAAAGAACUUGGUCUACUUAAAAGUACCAGAUCAGACUUGGCAGAAGGCAGCAGUAAAUUCAAACCCACUCAGAGUGGUAUUACCAGAGAAAGCAGUGGAAAGAUCUCAGUCCUUCAAGGCAAGGAUUCUAAACUGGAUUACAAGGACAUAACCAAACAGUCUCAGGAAACAGAGGCUAGACCUUCCAUCAUGAAACGGGAUGACAGCAACAAUAAGGCUUUGUCUGGGCAAAACACUAAGAAUUCUAAAAGCACCACUGGUAGAAGUUCCAAAUCUAAAGAGGAACCGUUAUUUCCAUUUAACUUGGAUGAAUUUGUUACUGUGGAUGAGGUUAUAGAAGAAGUGAAUUCUUCUCAAGCCAAGCAGAAUCCAUUAAAGGGAAAAAGGAAAGAAGCUCUUAAAAGUACUCCUUCUGAACUUAACUUGAAGAAAAAGAAGGGGAAAACCUCUGCCUCUCAUGGUGUUGAGGGAGAAUUAUCUUUUGUAACAUUGGAUGAGAUUGGGGAAGAGGAAGAUGCAGCUGCACAAGCUCUAGUCACUGUGGAUGAAGUAAUUGAUGAAGAAGAAUUAAAUAUGGAAGAAAUGGUAAAAAAUUCAAAUUCACUUCUUACAUUAGAUGAAUUAAUUGACCAGGAUGAUUGCAUUUCCCACAGUGAACCAAAAGAUGUUACUGUUCUAACAGUGGCUGAAGAACAAGAUCUUCUCAAACAAGAACGCUUGGUAACUGUGGAUGAAAUUGGAGAAGUAGAAGAGCUACCUUUAAAUGAGUCAGCAGACAUAACUUUUGCCACUUUAAAUGCUAAAGGAGAUGAAGGAAAUCCUGUAAAGGAUUCCAUUGGGUUCAUUUCUUCUCAGAUGCCUGAAGACCCUUCUACUUUAGUCACUGUAGAUGAAAUACAGGAUGACAGCAGUGAUUUGCAUUUAGUGACUUUGGAUGAAGUAACUGAAGAGGAUGAAGACUCUCUGGCUGAUUUUAACAAUCUAAAAGAAGAACUUAAUUUUGUUACUGUUGAUGAAGUUGGAGAGGAGGAAGAUGGAGACAGUGAUUUAAAAGUUGAGUUAGCACAAAGCAAAAAUGAUGGUCCUCUAGAUAAAAGAGGAGAUAGAAAGAAGAGAGCCAUGGACACAAAGAAGACAAAACUUGAAGCCUUGUCCCAAAUGGGUCCAGUAAAUGAGAAUGUUUCAGAAGAUCUGAAAACCAUGAUUGAAAGACACUUAGCAGUUGAUGAAGAAUCUGGAUUAAAGGAUUCAGAACCAGAUCGAAAACGCAAGAAGACUGAGGACCCAUCUUUAGGCAAAUCAGUGGCACCUGAUGUCCCAGAAGAUUUAGAUUUUCUUGUACCGAAGGCUGGAUUCUUCUGUCCAAUUUGUUCCCUCUUCUACUCAGGUGAAAAAGCAAUGACAAAUCACUGCAAGAGUACUCGUCAUAAGCAAAAUACAGAGAAAUUCAUGGCCAAGCAAAGAAAGGAAAAGGAGCAGAAUGAGGCUGAAGAAAGAAGCUCUAGGUGAUUGGGAGAAAGGGAAAAGAAUUCAUUAGAAAUUUGUUUAGGGUCCAGUUGAUUUGUGUAUUUUUGUUAUCACUUAAUUUGUAAUUUUUGUUUCAGAAGCAAAUAUUCAUGUUGUAUAAAUUUCUGAUUGCCCUUGAUGUAGAGAGACUGAUGGGGAAAGUAUGAUGUGUUUGAUUUUUAUAUCAAAUCAUCAGGCAUGGAGAAAUGUCUUUUAGAGGUGUUAAAAUAAAUGUUCCUACUGUAUAUUUAAAA
Marmota monax (woodchuck) is the source of this 6374-nucleotide messenger RNA. RefSeq names its product zinc finger protein 638 (gene Znf638). Gene Ontology annotation, biological process: regulation of RNA splicing; RNA splicing. Gene Ontology annotation, cellular component: nucleus. Bases 328 to 6123 code for a protein of 1931 amino acids. The record is from RefSeq and is a predicted model, not a curated record. The transcript has 27 exons. Gene Ontology annotation, molecular function: mRNA binding; zinc ion binding. Lineage: Eukaryota; Metazoa; Chordata; Mammalia; Rodentia; Sciuridae.